Messenger RNA from Choloepus didactylus (southern two-toed sloth), 3017 nucleotides. RefSeq names its product reticulon 3 (gene RTN3). The transcript has 7 exons. The coding region runs from base 184 to 894 and encodes 236 amino acids. Gene Ontology annotation, biological process: brain development; neuron differentiation; endoplasmic reticulum tubular network formation. The record is from RefSeq and is a predicted model, not a curated record. Gene Ontology annotation, cellular component: neuron projection; postsynaptic density. Lineage: Eukaryota; Metazoa; Chordata; Mammalia; Pilosa; Megalonychidae.
CGCCUCCUGCGCUCCCGCCCUCCGGCUUUGCUCGGCUGAGUCAGUCAGUCAGCCGGAGUCUGUCCUCGAAGCGGGAGGAGUGAAGGGACUUCGGAGAGCUCGCUGCCCGAUAAUUUUAUUUCCCCUCCCUCUCUCCCGCCCCACAUCUCUCUUUACCCCUUUCCCGUCCUUCCUCGUGCAGCCAUGGCGGAGCUGUCGGCGGCCACUCAGUCCCCGUCGGUCUCCUCGUCGUCCUCCGGGGCCGAGCCCUCGGCGCCUAGCAGCGGCGGGAGCCCGGGAGCCUGCCCCGCCCUGGGGGCGAAGAGCUGCGGGUCCUCCUAUGCGGUGCAUGAUCUGAUUUUCUGGCGAGACGUGAAGAAGACUGGUUUUGUCUUUGGCACAACGCUGAUCAUGCUGCUUUCCCUGGCAGCCUUCAGUGUCAUUAGUGUGGUGUCUUACCUCAUCCUGGCUCUUCUUUCUGUCACCAUCAGCUUCAGGGUCUACAAGUCUGUCAUCCAAGCUGUACAGAAGUCAGAUGAAGGUCAUCCAUUCAAAGCCUACUUGGAUAUAGACAUUACUCUGUCCUCAGAAGCUUUCCAUAAUUACGUGAAUGCUGCUAUGGUACACAUCAACAGGGCCCUGAAACUCAUUAUUCGCCUCUUUCUGGUGGAAGAUCUGGUUGAUUCCUUGAAGCUGGCUGUCUUCAUGUGGCUGAUGACCUAUGUCGGUGCGGUUUUCAAUGGAAUCACCCUUCUGAUCCUCGCCGAACUGCUCAUUUUCAGCGUUCCAGUUGUCUAUGAGAAGUACAAGACCCAGAUUGAUCACUAUGUGGGCAUCGCCCAGGAGCAGACCAAGGCAGUUGUUGAAAAGAUCCAAGCAAAACUCCCUGGAAUCGCCAAAAAAAAGGCAGAAUAAGCCCAUGGAAAUGAAAAAUGCAACAGUUACUAAAACAUCAUUUAAUAGUUGUAACGUUGUUACUAUGAAGGAACAUGCUCCUUGUCCGCUGCAGCCUGCAUUCCAAGCUUUUUGUUUUUAAUUUGGUGUUCCCCCCCCCUUUCCCUUUACCCUCAGUAUCAAGCAAAGAAUUGUUGAACAAAAAGGAAGAGAGAAAAAAAGGACAUCUUAGAACCCAAAAGAAUAAAGAAAGAAUCAAAUUAAUAGAAUAAAUCAAUGCCUCUAAUGGGGGUGGAGCUUUUGCUUGUAGCUUGAAAGGGAAAAGAUUGAAUGAAGGUAAGGGGGGAGAUGGAAGAUAAAACAUAUCUCUUAAGUUCUUCUAUCCAAUUUCCAGGUAUUAAUUUUACACAAGUUUCCCAUCACAGUUAUACCCUUAUUUUAAAGUUAAGAUAUAACGAUUAACUUACGUAGAAAUUAUUUGAGGACAGGAGUGGGAUUCUUUCCUACAGGUUUUUUGAGCCUUCUGGUCCCAUCUUCCUGCCCCAUGAUGUGAGCAGCUAUUCCUAAUAUUCCUCUUCUUUGCUUAAUUAUAUAACUUUCAACUCAAUAAGAGCGUAUAGGCAAUAGUGAUCAGUCCUGGUUCCCAGAAAGCCUUAUGAUUAAAAUUGAAAACAGAAAGUGGGACUGGAACGGGAGUUAAAAAGGAGCACUGCUGUGAAGGCCACUCCUUCUCCCAUUUAUCCCUAGGAAAUAAAAAGCUCCGCCAUUUGGGAAAGUGGUGUCUGCUUCAUUUCUUUUGGACACCAUUUCUGAGCUUUAGUUUGAGAACUCAUUCCUGAGAUGUGCUUUCUUCCCUCUUCCCUAUCCACCUCAAGUUUAAUAAAUAUGAUUGUACUUCUUAUUAUGAAAUAAAUGUCUGUAACUGCUGUACACUGCUGUAAACUUGUUAUAGAAAAAAACAGUCUGCAUGUGGGCUCCUCAGUCAUUGAGUUAUUGUAAUCCUGUAUCAGUCCAUGGGGGGGGGGGGAAACAGUCUUAAGAAGUUAACUGCAGAAACACAAAAAUGUUGUGUGUUGUUUUUUUUUUUCAUCUUUUCCCUACAGUUUCCUUCUUCUCAUGCUACAUCUUUAAAACUGUGCUCAUCUUUUUACCCUAAGGACCAAAGCCGAUCUGGCUUGAGAGAUGUUAUGUUUGUGGUUAAGAGAUCACAAUUAGUGUAGGGAAGUGCAUUUUGUGGUUCAUAGGGAGUUUUAACUGCUUUGAGACUAGCUUAUGGGUAUGUGUUAUGGUUUCAAGGUUCUUCUCAUUUUCAAACACAUGAAAUGCCUUUGCCAUGGCUCUGGGUGCCCCUUUUGCGAGUUUCUCAAGAAAUCUUAGGUAAGGGUGAUCGGUGACCAGACAGGGCCAGAUUGUAUUGAUGAGCUCUGUGUACAAUUAAAAGACAACAGAACAAUUUGUUGACAUCAGGUGAAGGGCGAUUGGGAAUUUUUGAUUCCUGUUUGAGACUGUUACGUGUCUUCCUCCCCUUCCACAGGAAUAUUCAGUAAACUUGGAAAAGUCACCCUGAAUUUCCUUCAGGUUAUAACUGAAAGUCAUAAUCCAGAGAGAAUAUGCAUUGGUGACUUCAAAGUAAGGGCUACAAUAUUUGACAGUCCCAAAACGCUGCAACUCUGUAGAAGGUCCCUGUGGAAGGAAAUUCUCUUUCACUUUUUUUGGCAGAUUACUUAGGAAUUUAAAUAGGUAACGAGUACCUUUGCCUUAUUCCAUUUUCUUAGUCCACUUUUGAGUUUUUCAACUGAUUUCAUGUCAUGGUAGGAAAUACAUUCUCCAUCUUCAUCCUUUGCCCUCCCAGGAAGUCAAUGUACUGAUUGUAUUUUUGGGCUUCUCCUCCAAAGGACUUCCUGCUGCACUGGAAGCCUCUGCACCUAGCUCUUUUGUUUUGCUACUGCUGUGUUUAGAAAUUGGACAGAUAAUUGUGCCAUGCAGGAUUUUUUGAAACCUAUAGAUGAAAAAUUACUAAUGAAACUGUGCGUGUAUGUGCGUGCAACGUAAAAACCCAGUAGCACCUAAGGAGCUUAAAUUUCAGUUCCUGUAAAACUUCAAAUUGAUAUGGUAUUAAUAAAAAAGAAAAAAAUACACAAGGA